AUGCCGUACAGUGAAAUCAUUGGCGACUUGAAAGCAAAGCUUGAGAAAUCAAACGACGCUUUGGCCGCAUAUAAGGCCAACGCAAACGCAUGGGUGCCCACCACCGGGCCCUCCACCAGCACCCCCACCAGCCCCACCACUAGCCCUCCAACCAGUCCCCCGUUGUCACCCCUAUUCGCUCGCCGGUACCAAAAAACGGGUCGAGUCGGCGCUGGUAAGCACGGGGCCAAAGCGGGUGGUGUGAGUAAAACACCAUCAUUUUAUGUGGAUUUAUUGCACGCGGCAGUUACCGAUCACCAUGAUCAUAAUAAACGUAAUAAACAGUACCAUAAGCUAAAUCUAAAGCUAUUGUCCAGCGAAAUGAGCGCCGAUAUGAAACAGUAUACGCUAAACAUGAUCAAACAACUUUGGCCCCAACCCGGUGGUCCGGGCGCGGGGCACAGUGUGGAGGACACUAUUGUACAGCCAUUGGUCGAUAGGCUAGAUGACAGGUUUGGCCAACACUGGUGUUGUAUUUUGGCCAAUAAUAACGCAGUUAGCAAGUGCGUUUUGAAAUAUGAACCUGAUGCGCCCGAGAUCACGAGUCCUCCAAUCAGCCCGACUACUAACACACCGCCCGCGCUGGACAGUCAAACCCCUGCGCAAACAACCGACCCAUUGAUACAUGUAUUCAAAAAGAGUGCAAACCUGGAGCCAACAAUAGAAAAAUUCAUUAUAGGAGUGGCUUUAGACGCGCUGUACCGGCACAUGCCAUUGAUUGAUGACCAUGGUAGUAGUGGUGGACUCGUGGGUUAUACCAUGGAAACGUACCAGGCCAUUUGCGUUACCCUAAGGGACACUAUAUGCCAAAAGUAUAGCGGCCAAUGGUUUGUGUCUGUGGGCGCCCGACAGCACUACUCCACCUCUUGGGCCAAACUCCGGAGCCGUAAGUUUAUGUUGUUUGACGUGAAUGGGGUUAAGUUUACGGUGGGAGAAGUGGGCACUGGAUGGUUAUGGUAA
Medioppia subpectinata is the source of this 999-nucleotide messenger RNA. Lineage: Eukaryota; Metazoa; Arthropoda; Arachnida; Sarcoptiformes; Oppiidae. The record is from the annotation of a GenBank genome assembly.